Oxyura jamaicensis (ruddy duck) is the source of this 572-nucleotide messenger RNA. It is a transcript of the gene BBIP1, whose product is annotated as BBSome interacting protein 1. The transcript is spliced from 3 exons. The record is from RefSeq and is a predicted model, not a curated record. The coding region runs from base 106 to 309 and encodes 67 amino acids. NCBI's taxonomy places the organism in Eukaryota, Metazoa, Chordata, Aves, Anseriformes, Anatidae. Gene Ontology annotation, biological process: receptor localization to non-motile cilium; cilium assembly. Gene Ontology annotation, cellular component: BBSome.
AGGACUACAACUCCCAGCAUGCACUGAGGCAGACGACCCGCAUGCAGAGCGCGGCGCCGCGCGGUGCGCGCAGGGAUUUGUAGUUCUCCGUGCGGCGGGGGCGCCAUGCCGGAGGGGAAGGCCGCGUUCCGCGAGGUGCUGCCUAAGCAAGGGCAGCUCUCGGCGGAGGACGUCCCCGCCAUGGUGCUGUGCAAGCCCAAGGUGCUGCCCCUCAAGUCGGUGGCGCUGGAGAAACUGGAGGAGCUGCAGCGGGCGGCGGCGGAGGCGGCCGGGAGGGCCUCCGGGGGGGCGCCGGGCACGCAGCGCUAGCGCCGGGAACCGCCGGGCCCCAGCUUUGCCUGCAAGGAUCGUUGUGACAUCUGACUCUUGCAUCUCAGUGAUGCACUGAUCUCUGCCCAGGAAAUCAGCAAAGCUGAGAGGAGAGGCGGGCCUUUGUCCUCAGCAGAGCAGACGGGCAUGUUGCCUGGGAUUCAACAGAGGCCUGCUUUGCUCCAAUAUUUAUCCCAGCCUCCACGUAAAAGGUUUCACAUUGCUACAGGUUUUUAAUAAAAGUUUUAAGUUUCCCAGUCUGA